UCAGCCCAGACCCAUAUGCUCUGGGUUCCCAAGGCCACUGCUCUCUGGCUCAGUGCCCUUCUCCUGCUCCUGAAUGCCUGCUUCUCCUGGACUAGGAACCCUGUGGGCUCACACUCCCUGCGGUAUUUCUCCAUUGUCAUGUCCUGGCCGGGCCUCCUGGAGCCACGGAUUAUAGUCAUUGGCUCCAUAGAUGAUAUGGAGUUCGUGCGCUUGGACACCGACGCUGAGACUGCAAGGGUGAAGCCCCUUGCACCUUGGCUGGAGCAGGAGGGGCUGGAGUACUGGGAGCAGCAGGUUCACAAAGUCAAGACUCAAGCACAACAGGCUGAAAGGAACCUGAUGAGGCUGGUUCGUUUUUACAAUAAGAGCAUGAACGACUUCCACAUACUACAGUGGCAGCAAGGCUGCGAUGUGGGGUCAGAUGGGCGCCUGCUUCACUGGUACGACCAGCUCGCCUUUGAUGGUGUAGAUCACCCCACCCUGAACAAAGUCCUGCGUUUCUGGACAGCGGGGACCAGCACUGUAGCUCAGAUCUCUCAGCCCGAGUUAGAAGCUCGCCUGAAAGACAACUGCUCAGAGCUGCUGCAGAAAUACCCAGAAAAGGAGAAGGAGAGGCUGCUGCGUUCAGACCCCCCAAAGGCACAUGUGACCCUUCACCCCAGACCUGAAGGUGAUGUCACCCUGAGGUGCUGGGCCCUGGGCUUCUACCCUGCUGACAUCACCCUGACCUGGCAGUUGAAUGGGGAGGACCUGACCCAGGAAAUGGAGCUUGUGGAGACCAGGCCUGCAGGGGAUGGAACCUUCCAGAAGUGGGCAUCUGUGGUGGUGCCUCUAGGGAAGGAGCAGAAUUACACAUGCCAUGUGGAGCAUGAGGGGCUGCCUGAGCCGCUCACCCUGAGAUGGGAGCCUGCCCAGGACUCCACCACUACAAUCAUUCAAAUUAUUCUACCAACUGUCUCUGCAAUUGCCCUCUGUGUUGCUGCUGUGGCAAUUUGUAUAUGCCUGGAGAAGAAGGCAGGUGAAAGAGGAAGGCACGACACCCAGGAAGCAGACGGAGACAGUCCCCAAGACUCUAGCAACACUGUUGUGGAUGACAGUCCCCAAGACUCUAGCAACACUGAGAUCAAGGAUCCCUUUUGGAAGAUUGAGUACUACAAGAAUCAUCUAGGCCACCGCUCUGGGACUUUAGGAUUGCUUAGCUUGUCACCCUAA
Rattus rattus (black rat) is the source of this 1212-nucleotide messenger RNA. RefSeq names its product class I histocompatibility antigen, Non-RT1.A alpha-1 chain-like. Gene Ontology annotation, biological process: immune response; antigen processing and presentation of endogenous peptide antigen via MHC class I via ER pathway, TAP-independent; antigen processing and presentation of endogenous peptide antigen via MHC class Ib. The record is from RefSeq and is a predicted model, not a curated record. Gene Ontology annotation, molecular function: signaling receptor binding; peptide antigen binding. The transcript has 8 exons. Bases 16 to 1212 code for a protein of 398 amino acids. NCBI's taxonomy places the organism in Eukaryota, Metazoa, Chordata, Mammalia, Rodentia, Muridae. Gene Ontology annotation, cellular component: external side of plasma membrane.